Molecule: messenger RNA, 960 nt
Organism: Bufo gargarizans (Asiatic toad)
Lineage: Eukaryota; Metazoa; Chordata; Amphibia; Anura; Bufonidae
Product: olfactory receptor 6B1-like
Exons: 1
Coding region: 1-960 (319 amino acids)
Biological process (GO): G protein-coupled receptor signaling pathway
Cellular component (GO): membrane
Molecular function (GO): G protein-coupled receptor activity; olfactory receptor activity
Source: RefSeq, a predicted model, not a curated record
AUGGCUUUUGACAAUAUCAGUGUGUUUAACAAAUUCAUUAUAGUUGGGUUUCCUGGAACGCCCGUGGUCCAGUAUUUCUUCUUUCUCUUAUUAUUGAUGACUUAUUUAUCAACUCUAUUGUGCAACUUUCUGAUCAUCGUAAUCAUCAGUACUGAGAGAUGCCUUCACACACCAAUGUACUUUUUUAUUCGCAAUCUCUCCUUUCUAGAAGUUUGUUACGUGUCGGUAAUAGUCCCCAAGGUUUUGGACACAAUUACAUUCAAUGGAAGAUUUAUUUCAUUUUCUGCUUGCAUAAGUCAGCUGUUUUUCUUCUUCUUUCUGAGUUCCACAGAGUGCUUUCUGUUUGGAGUGAUGGCAUAUGACCGCUACCUUGCCAUUUGUCAUCCACUGCAUUACACAACCCUUAUGGAGAACUACAAGUGUCGUUGCCUAACUAUAAGCUCUAUUAUCGGGGGUUUUAUAACUACAUUUCCUCAUAUAAUUUUAAUCUUUCAGCUUCCAUUUUGCAGAAGUAAUGUAAUUAACCAUUUCUUCUGUGACUCACCACCUCUUCUACAGCUUGCCUGUGCAGAUACAAAUCUGAUUGACCUUUUGGAUUUUUCUUGUGCAGCUUUAGUAAUACUAACUUCAUUGUUGGUCACUUUACUUUCAUAUUUUCAUAUCAUUGCAACAAUUGUCACUAUACCUACACAACAGGGGAGGAGUAAAGCAUUUUCUACAUGCGGCACACAUUUGAUUGUCGUUUCCAUUUAUUAUGGCUCUGUUAUAUUUAUGUAUGUGAGACCAAAAGUGAGUUUUGCUUUCACACUUAAUCGUGUGGUGGCAGUUUUUUACACGAUAAUAACACCCAUACUUAAUCCUAUUAUCUAUUGUUUGAGGAAUAAAGAAGUUAAGGAAUCACUGAGAAGGAGAUUGAACCUUAUUGUAUAUAAACAUUUUGAUCUUGCUAGAAGCUUUUGA